Candidula unifasciata is the source of this 1005-nucleotide messenger RNA. Lineage: Eukaryota; Metazoa; Mollusca; Gastropoda; Stylommatophora; Geomitridae. The record is from the annotation of a GenBank genome assembly.
AUGUCAAAUAACUCUAGUGUUGAGACCAAUGCAUCGCAAUGGUUCAGUUAUCGUACACCUGGCCCCAACAUGUUCACAUAUUACUAUAGAGCAACUGUAACACUGGAUACUAUCUUUAUAGUUGCUGGUACACUGAUCAACGUUUGGUUUCUAGCAGCCAUUUUGCUUUCUCGGGAACUUCGCUCCCGGAUGCGCAACAAAUUCAUCUGUGGUUUGCUGGUGGUAAACUUAGCAGAGACUUUUAUACAUUUACCGAUGUCUGUAAUUCGAGGAGUUGUUGGUGCCCUUUAUGCCUACCACCUCUUGAACUGUCAUUUCAUCUCAGCUGCAAACAACAUCUACCAUAUCAUAGAUUUUGUUGGCAACUGGUACAUUUUAAUUCUCGUAUGCGUUUAUAUGGCUCAAAUCUUGACAUUUGAACCUCAGUUGACCCCAGUUUGGAAGAAUAUUGUCACCGCAGUUAUCUUCACAGCUCCGUGUGUAUUCGCUGUUUUGUUAGUGCCACUAACAAUGAAAACCUUUUCGCCAAUACCCAGCAGCCGCUGUUUGAUAAACAGUCCUAAAGCCACUGAGGUCUACAGAUCUUUGGACACAAUUGUCCCCCAGGUCCUGGCAAGUUUACUUCUGAUCGCCACAGCGGUUGUGAGGCAAAGACGAUAUCCCUACGCGCGUUUUUUUGCAUCGAGGACCCAGCUCACAGUCGACAGAUCCCAAACUGAUCCUUGGAGCCCCUUUGUUGCCCUCCUCGUCACUGCCGUAGCUUCUGAUUUCGGCUUGGUGGUUGUUUAUAUGAAUGCAACGAUUAUGAACAGGCUCGACUCAAAGACAUGGCUCAUUGUUUAUUUUACGAUCAAAGCUUUGAGCUACCUGCGAGUAAUCCUGUUGCCCCUGAUGCUCCUGCUGUUUCCAGACAUCAGAGAAAGAACCAAAGCCUGGAGACCUUGCCGUCGGUCUGCUUCUUCCCCUGCCGAUUUGGUUGUCACCUAUGAGAGGAAUACUUCUUAA